Molecule: messenger RNA, 700 nt
Organism: Cylicocyclus nassatus
Lineage: Eukaryota; Metazoa; Nematoda; Chromadorea; Rhabditida; Strongylidae
Source: the annotation of a GenBank genome assembly
UUUUCAGGUUAUGGAUGAGUUGUUGGCAAUCAUUGUAAUUGUAAUCCUUUGCUGUGUUAUGUUCUUCGCCUGGCUGGUGUCAAUGGCGACUUGUCCAGAUGCAAUGGUUUCGUUCCUCUCCGGUUCGAGGAGCGAUUCAAAUUACUCCUCAUCUCACGAAUCAAAGGAGUUGAUCAAUCGCUGUGAGGAUGACCAGGAAUUAGUAAAGUCUGUUUCCUCCGUAUACCUGCAAUUGAAUGCACAGCGCAAGAUGAGCGAUAAGAAGCUCAGCGUUGUACCGGAAGCCGAUGAACAGCUGACAGUACAAUCUACUAUUCAUUCGAUGCGACCAUCAAUCCUUCGUGCGCCAUCGCAGACCAAUGGCGAACAAAAGAAGUUGGACAUUGCUGAAAUGGUGUGAAGUGCGGUCUUGGCAGAAAGCCAACAUAUAUCUUAACAGAACUCUCAAAAUCUUGAAUAUGUGGAUCACCGUCAAGGUCUGAUAGACAGGCUAUAGUCACUGGAAAAGGAAGAUUUCUAAAUGAUUCACUAGUAGACUGUUAGCGCUCAAUGUCUUUCCAGUUAUUUGUUGCAAAAUCAGCUUUAUGCACAUACAAUACUGCCUUGUCGUCUGCGGAAAAGAUUUGCGUGACCGUAGAGAAAAGUCGUCCUUUAAUGUCGCAGCGCUAAAGUAACUCUUUUUGAAGUGGUCAUUUCGGAC